This is a messenger RNA of Orbilia oligospora ATCC 24927, 1041 nucleotides long. RefSeq lists its product as uncharacterized. The record is from RefSeq and is a predicted model, not a curated record. Bases 1 to 1041 code for a protein of 346 amino acids. The transcript has a single exon. Lineage: Eukaryota; Fungi; Ascomycota; Orbiliomycetes; Orbiliales; Orbiliaceae.
AUGCCCUGUCGCCCCGAAGUUACUAGCGUAGAGUCUGACGAGGAAGCAAUCAGAACCUGUCCAGAUGAGGAACUCCCCGGAUUGGUUGAUAAACUUUGGGGAAAAUACAAAUUUCAGCCCAAACCGAAACUCCCAAUGGGCAGAUUGCCGCUCCAUUAUACAGAAAAACGCAUAUCUCCGAACUAUACAUCACGCCUUGUAUGGACAGCCUUCAGACCCCAUUUUCUUAUCGACCUUGAGGCCGCGGUAGAUCUUGCUCGGAGUCUUGGUAUCAGGACACCACCCAUCGAAAGAUCCCAGAAAAUAGUUAUUGAAGAACGCUGUUACUAUUUAAUCAUUAGUCGAUACAUUCCUGGAAAAUCGUUAAAAAAGCUUCUGCCUCAAAUCGACAGGGAGGAGACAAUCAGGUUGGCUUUCCAGCUACGAAGCAUGUUAGAAAAAAUGCAUCAGAAAACCAACAGAUACGCGGGGGGUAUCGGAACUCUCGCGUUUGACAGAGGGGGUAUAUUUAUGACCUGGGAUGAGAUCGGUUUACCCAAGGGUACUACUACAGCAAAAGAUAUUGCUAACGUAGUUAAUUACCGGUGGGGCUAUCGGAGAGAGACUCAUGGCGACCGUGGGGAAACUCCAGAAAAGAUGGAAUGGGACAUCAAGAAUGGACCCUUAGCUCCUAACUUGCCCCUUGUAUUCACAAACUACGGUCUCAUGCCCCGCAGGCUGAUUCGCGAUAAUAAUGGUGACCUUUGGAUCACCCGAUGGGACAAUGCUGGGUGGUAUCCAGCUUGCUUCGAUCGAGCCUCUAUGAUCGUUGGGAUUUUCGGGAAAGAUAGGAGGGCUCAUCAGGAGUGGAAGCUAUUCAUAUCUAUAGCAAACGGCUACAAGUGGUCAAGAGAAGUAAAUGCGAUUUCCAUGAAUAAUUAUUGGAGGUCCCGUUGGCCUGACCGUGAGAAUUGCGCAAGGUUGGGGCUAACAAAACCAGAAUACCCAAUCAUCAUAGAAGAAUGGCCAGCAGAUCCACGGGUGAGAUACGGCCCGGUGUGA